Atta colombica is the source of this 1489-nucleotide messenger RNA. Its product is annotated as DNA polymerase delta small subunit-like. Gene Ontology annotation, molecular function: DNA binding. Gene Ontology annotation, biological process: DNA strand elongation involved in DNA replication; DNA replication. The record is from RefSeq and is a predicted model, not a curated record. Gene Ontology annotation, cellular component: delta DNA polymerase complex. The transcript is spliced from 7 exons. The coding region runs from base 113 to 1489 and encodes 458 amino acids. NCBI's taxonomy places the organism in Eukaryota, Metazoa, Arthropoda, Insecta, Hymenoptera, Formicidae.
AGUGCUAUCAAACAAUACGAAUCAAUAUUAAAAAUAUCAAGAAAGAUAAGCCUUUAACAUCUACAGAAAAUACGAAAAAAAGAUACGGAUAGAAAGAAUAUAUUUAUUAAUAAUGGUGCACACAACUGAUGAAUCCAUUAAAAAUCUGCCUUCAAAACUGGUAAAUGAAAAUUCACAAGAAUUUAAAAGACAGGAUGUACAAUAUGAAGACUUGUCCAGUGAUUUUGAUAGUAAAUCGAUUGAUUUCUCCAGGCAAUUCUGUAGCAUAUAUGCAGUGAGAUUGGCAGAAUUGAGAGAGACAUUGAUAUCACGAAUUGUUGCAAAAUGGGGAGAUGUUCAAAUAGUAAAGUUAGCAGAAUUGGAAGAUUUUGAAAGACAAGAAUGCGUGAUAAUUGGUACACUCUAUAAACAUCAAAAGUGUAAGCCAUCGAUAUUACAUGAAUUAAGCGAAGAUCAUCAACUCACAUUGUCUGAACCAAAAUCGAACUACUGCUCAGAAAAAGAUCAACUUUUUUUGGAAGAUGAGAUGCUGCGCAUCAAAUUAGUGAUCGAAGAUGCAGAUUUAAAGAAUUAUGUCACAGGUGUUGUAUGUGCCAUUUUAGGCCAUAAAGACAAGAAUGGCAACUUUGAGAUCAAGGAAUGGUGUUUUCCUGGUUGCGUACCUAGAAGUUUAUCUACACAGCCAAAGUCCAAAGGAAAGCUGGUAUUCGUAUCUGGACUUGAUUUGGCAAAUACUUCAACGAAUUUAUCGUUAAAUCUUUUAACCGAAUGGAUAUGUGGGAUGGCGGGAGAAGCAGCGGCGCAAGAAGAUGCCACUGACAUUGUUCGAGUUAUUAUUGCUGGUAAUUCGGUCAAAACUGUCACUAAAACAAAUACUUUAAUGGGACAUGCCGAAGGAAAGGCACAAGACGCCGCUAUAACGAAGGAAGUUGCUAGAGCAACGACACUUGCAGAUUCGUUUUUCUACGAAAUAGCAAAAUGUUGUUGCAUUAUUGUAAUGCCAGGUCAACAUGAUCCCACCAACGCAAUGUUGCCACAGAGACCACUUCAUCCAUGCAUACUACCAUUAACAUCUAGAUUUCAAAGCUUUAAAAGUACGACUAAUCCGUGGAUCGGCAAAAUCGCUGAACGUAUAAUAAUGGGCAGUAGUGGACAGCCUAUUGAAGAUAUUAUAAAAGCAACCGGUGAGACAAAUAUUUCUCCUUUACAUUGGUUGGAAAAAACGCUGCUUUGGAAACACAUGUGCCCGACUGCACCAGACACGUUACCAGUAUAUCCUUACUCUGCAAAAGAUCCAUUUAUCAUAAAUUAUUGUCCGGAUAUAUACUUUGUGGGUAAUACAGAUAAAUUUGAAACGAAACUAUGGAAAGGUGAAGAAAAUCAGAUGGUUAGGCUGAUUUGUAUUCCAAAAUUUUCCUCUACACAUAUUGCAGUUAUAGUAGAUAUAGAAACUUUAGAUACUGAAUUUAUUUGUUUUGGAACUGAAUGA